AUGGCAAGUCGGCCGGGCAGCGCGCUCCGUGAAAGAAAGGAUGGACGAAGCAGCCGUCCUGGCACCCGAAGCCCACACGUGCGGAGGCCACGCUCGUCCGUGGACAAGAAACAUCGGCUGGACGAGCUCAGGAAACAGUGUACAGAGCUGAAAUGCCUCAUCAAUAGCACAUCUGAGGAGAACUUGCGGAACCGCACGCGGCUCAUGGCGUUGACCAAAGAAAAGAACAAGCGAGAUAGGUUGCUGCAGACCAUGGUGAGGUUAAAUCAUGAAGGGUUGGGUCUCGGGCCCGAAAUCAUCGACAAACUUCGCGAAGAGUAUACAAUCAUGCUGCCUCUCUACAGAAAGAAGGCACAAGACUUACAGCAGCAGAUCUUGGAAAGAGAAAACGAUCACAAAGCCAUGAAACGCGAGCUUGACUUCACUCGCAUUAUUGAGUUGCAGGUGGAAUUCGUCUCAUGGAAACAAGAAUCCAGACGGCUUGAGUCCAUGAUGAAACAGGACCCUGAGGCCGUCAGCAAAGAGGCUGAAAUGCAAGAGAAGAGAGUCAAGCAGCUCUCCCAGGAGCUCGCUGAAAUCAAACGACAACUCGUACGGGCCCAGGAUGAGCUGACGGGCGAGCAGGAGGGGCACCAAAGUGCCAAGGAGCUGUUCGAAGAGAAAGCUGAAGAGCUAGCAAGGGUGCAAUCAGAGACGAAGGACAUCACCAUCGAAUGCAAACAACUUAUCCAGGAUCGAAAAGAAGCGGAGCAUUUGCAGACGGAAAUUAAUGAAAUGGAGCUGGACCGGAAACAAGACCAGGAGGAAUUGGAAGGCCUCCAAGCUCGACUGGUCACCGCUCCUUCUGACGCGCCAGAUCGUUACACCGUCACAGGUGUGGCCCUCUCUGCAGCGCCUGCAAAGAAAGACAUAGGCCUUGCUCUGUUGCGUCGCGCGAGCCGUCGCGAAUCGCCACAGCCACUGAUGCGCUGCCUAUGCGCAGCAGACAGAGAUCAGGACGGCCUGUUGAACCUCCAAGAACUCAUCGAGGCCAUGGCGCAAUGGCAUGGCUGCCCCCUAGAGCCUAGCGAGGCUGCACGCCUUCUGUUCAGAUUAGCCUCCCGCGUCAGCGAGGACACGGAAAGAAUCCGAUGGUUGGACGCCAUGGUUCUGCUGGAUGGUUUGGGUCCAUCCUCCUGGGACGAGCUGCUUCCAGAUCUGCUGGUGCUGCGCUGGGCUUGUCUCAGGGCAAGACUCUACAGCGAAGAGUUGCUGCGACAGCUGGGGGUGAUUGACAGUAAGAGCAAGGCUGAAGCUUUCUUCGGAGGUGCAGCCCUAGAGAUGCCACCAAGCGAAGCAUCUCAAUGGGUGGAGGCCUGGCAGAAGCACGGCUCCGAGCGGUUGAUGCUGCUUUUGCCCCUGGGGGAAGCGACGCUGUCAUCCAAAGAGAUGAAUGCCUGGCUCUGUCGCCUGAAGACAGCGGUGCAGAACAACCGGGAGGAACUUCAAAAAGCCUUCGUGGUGUGGCGUGCCGACAUGCUCAUGACUCCGGAACAAUUCCGCAUGGUGUGUGGUGACGUGUUAGGCCUUGACCUUUCAGAGGAGGACAUCGAAGACGUGCUGCUUUUUUCAUGCUCCAACUGCCCGACGACCAGUGGGGUCAGAGAGGCCGUGGAUGGAAGGAAACUCCUGGAUCUCUUCAGCUGA
Cladocopium goreaui is the source of this 1686-nucleotide messenger RNA. Lineage: Eukaryota; Dinophyceae; Suessiales; Symbiodiniaceae. The record is from the annotation of a GenBank genome assembly.